Molecule: messenger RNA, 4589 nt
Organism: Seriola aureovittata
Lineage: Eukaryota; Metazoa; Chordata; Actinopteri; Carangiformes; Carangidae
Gene: septin5b
Product: septin 5b
Exons: 11
Coding region: 1343-2317 (324 amino acids)
Biological process (GO): cytoskeleton-dependent cytokinesis; regulation of exocytosis
Cellular component (GO): cell division site; septin complex; microtubule cytoskeleton
Molecular function (GO): molecular adaptor activity; GTP binding; GTPase activity
Source: RefSeq, a predicted model, not a curated record
AAAUUCCUCGACAUGUAAUUCAAAGUAGAUUUAAGCAUCGACACAGUCUUAUGUAACAAUCAAUAACAUUGUUUUCAAUCUAUUUUUAAAUCCUAAUCUGGAGGCAAGGGACAGACCCUCACCAAUCAAUCAAUCAAUCAAUCAAUCAAUCAAUCAAUCAAUCAAUCAAUCAAUCAAUCAAUCAAUCAAUCAAACUUUAUCAGUACAGCACUUUUCAUACAGGUGAGUUCAAAGAGCUUCACAGACUGAUGAGCUGAAAAAGAAAAGGUCAAAUCAAGUAAGAAAGCGACAAUGAGACACAAUAAAAUAGAUUUAAAAAGCUGUAAUAACAUAAUAAUAUAAGAAAAUGAACGAUAAAAGAACAGAUAAUAGAAUAAAAUAGAUUUUACAACAAAAUUACUAUAAAAUAAGUGAGUGAAAUGGCUGAAGACUGAAGAGGAAUGUUUUCAUGAAAGAGUCAGACCUUCAUUUUGUGAUUUUACACACUAACAUUAUUGAGGGUAAAUUAAACAUUCAGCUGCUGAAUUUCAGAAAAUUGACAUUAAAUUCAGUUCAACUACAAGAUUUCUUUUAAUCUCCAACUGUUUAUUUGUUCUGAGCUUCAGUUUCAGAAACACUGAGACACUGAAUCAUGUAUUUCAGUAGAAACUGUCCUGUUCUUCCCGUGCACUUUGUUCCUCUUGUUAAACAGAUCUAUAUCGUGCUGUUCUUUGAGCUGUGCUGCCGCCUGCUGGUGAUUCACAUGAACUGCAGCCGCUGCUGCUAAUAAAAACGCUCCCGGUCAGAAACCACAGCUCAGAACCUUUCGUGCAAAAUCCCACGACUGAAAGACAGAGAAGGAGAUUUUCCUUUAAUUUCCUGCUGUGAUUGAGAUGAAUCUCUGAGCUGCUGCUGGAGCAUCUUCCCGCCGCGGCGGUGUGAUAUCUUCAGGCUCCAGACCCGCCCCGCCCCUUCCACCCAGUUCGGACGCAUUCUCCUCCCAGUGAGUCCAAGAUGACGGCCAACAGCAGGUACAAGAGCCGCGCGCCCCGCUCAGGUAAGCCCCUGCAGGUGAUUCAUAAACCUACCGCGUGUCACAGCUGCUCGGUUAAUCGAUCAGACAUCGAUUGAUGAACCUCCAGAAAUCCACAUUGUGUGUUUUCUUGUUUUUUUUUUUAUUACUAUCGUCCUUCCUCCGGGUGUUUUCUCCCGCUGCAACCGGUGAUGUGGCUCCUCUGCUCGGACUGACGCCUCCUGGAAUCCGCCUGCAGAUGAUGGAGAGGAAAAAGAUUACGUUGGUUUCGCGACGCUGCCCAACCAGGUGCACAGGAAGUCGGUGAAGAAAGGGUUCGACUUCACCCUCAUGGUGGCAGGUGAGUCUGGUCUGGGUAAAUCCACCUUGGUCAACAGCCUGUUCCUCACUGAUCUGCAUAAAGACAGAAAACUGCUCAACGCUGAAGAGCGAAUCAAUCAGACGGUCGAGAUCACGAAACACACGGUGGACAUCGAGGAGAAGGGCGUGAAGCUGAAACUCACCAUCGUGGACACGCCGGGUUUCGGAGACGCCGUCAACAACUCCGAGUGCUGGAAGCCCGUCACAGAUUACAUCGACCUGCAGUUUGAACAGUACUUCAGAGACGAGAGCGGACUCAACAGGAAGAACAUCCAGGACAACAGAGUUCACUGCUGCCUGUAUUUCAUUCCUCCGUUUGGACACGGGCUUCGUCCGGUCGACAUAGAGUUCAUGAAGGCGCUGCAGAACAAGGUGAACGUGGUUCCUCUCAUCUCGAAGGCCGACUGCCUCACUCCCAGCGAGAUCAAGAAACUCAAAGAGCGGCUGAGGGAAGAGAUAGAUAAAUAUGGGAUAAAGAUCUACCAGUUCCCUGACUGCGACUCAGAUGAAGACGAGGAGUUCAAGCGGCAAGAUAAAGAGCUGAAGGAGAGCUCUCCGUUCGCAGUGAUCGGCAGCAACACGGUGGUCGAAGCCCGAGGUCAGAGGGUGAGGGGGCGGCUCUACCCCUGGGGCAUCGUGGAGGUGGAGAACCCGUCCCACUGCGACUUCGUGAAGCUGAGGACCAUGCUGAUAAGAACCCACAUGCACGACCUGAAGGACAUCACCAGCGACUGUCACUACGAGAACUACAGAGCGCAGUGCAUCCAGACCAUGACCAGUAAGAUGAACGCAGAUAAGCGGGUGGAGAGCCCCCUCCCCAUCCUGCCUCUGUCCACUCCGGACGUGGAGACGGAGAAACUCAUCAAAAUGAAGGACGAAGAGCUAAGGAGGAUGCAGCAGAUGCUCCAGAAGAUGCAGCAGCAGAUGCACGAGCAGGACCUGUGACCUGUGACCUCUGACCUCUCGUGUUACACCUGUGACCUUUACACCUUUUUAUUUAGGAGACAAACUGACAGAAGAUCAAACACACAGCACCAACAUAACCCCUCACUGAAGCCAAAAAACCUUUUAGAUGAUCACAGUAGAUACUUCACCUGGUCACAGAGAAACGGUAGAUGAAAGAGAGCAUGCUGGGAAAUGUAUUUUAACUUAACUGAAAUGUUUCGGCACCUUUCGGAAGGUUUGUUUUUUUAUUGCAGUCAUCAGCCAAGGGAGUGUCGUUAGGCAAUAGAGAGUAGGUUGCACUUCAUCACCUUUAGAUUUACAACUAUGUUUUAUACUUUGAUACUAAAUGAGACUCAAGCACCAAAACCUCAGUUCAUGCAGGAGUUCAUGAACUGAUUGUGUGGAGUGGCACCCAGACUGAAAAGUGGCUGAUGGUUUGUCGCUGCUGCUGCAAGUUUCACUGUAAGUUUUAAACAAAUUUAGAGAAAAAUCUGCAGAAAUUAUGAAUUAAUGUGUUUCCCUCCUCUGCUGCUGCUGAAGGAGACGAGGUUAUUAUAAGAUCCAGUCAGAGCUCAGACGAUGGAGAACAUCAGGAGAUCUGACAUUUCUGUUUGUUUCAUGUGUUAAUGUGAGGAAGGUUCCCUCCUCCUCCUCAUCACGCCACACACAGCUGAUGCUUUUGUCCUUUCACUGGAAGAGACGAGUGAUGUUAAAGUCACAUGAUUCACGUACGUCAACGUUUAUUCACUGAUUAUAAAUGCACGUUUACAUUUUCUUGCAUUUUGAUGCACCAACUUUUCCACCUCAGCAAACUAAAAACUUUUUUUUUUUUAAUUUUGAGAAGCUUUAUGUUUCCACCUUUUUUAUUAUAAUAAUAAUAAUUUUUAUUCAUUGAGCACUUUUCAUACAAGAGAUUUUCUCAAAGUGGUUUUAAAAUGAAAUUAAAAAUGAAAUAGUAGAAUAAAACAAGAAGAACAAUGAAAAUACACAAUUGACAGUAGAUGAUAAGAUAUGUAAAAUAAAAUAAAAUAAAAACAGAAACCAGUAAGAAAAGUAAAAUAUGAGAGAAUUAAUUAAAAGCCGAAUUAGAUACGAUUUUAAAGAAAAUGCUCUUGGCAGGUUUUUCCAUAGUUUGGACCAUAGUUUAAAAAAAGCUGCGCUGUUUAUUUUGUUGUGUGUAAAUUUGCGUUUAAUUAAAAGCAGAGAGAAGAUCGAAGAGCUUGUGAAGGUUUAUAAAACAACAGGGAGUCUGCAACAUGAGCCGGUGCCAAACCAUUAAGAGAGAGAUAAAGAUACUGGGAGCCAGUGGAGUGACUGGAGGAAGUCAUAUGAUCUCUCUUCCUUGUUUUAGUUAAAAGUCUAGCAGGACUUUCAAUUGUCUUUCAAUUGACUGCUUCAGAAGAGCAGUUUAAAGAUCAUUGCAAUAAUCUGAUCUCUUUGGAAUAAAAGCAGGAAUAAGCUUUUCAGCAGCUUUACGGGAUGAGAACGGCCGUACUUUGCAAUAUUGUUAGAAAUUUAGGAUUAAAAUCCAACAAUCUGACUGUUAUGACCCACAGCUACAAACCAACCACUCAGACUCAACAUGUGUGGGACACUAUCAGCCUCUUUUUAAUCUGGGUGCUGCAGUAAAUGUGUCUGUCUCAUGCAUUUUAAGAGUUUUUACUCCGCAUCAGUGAAAGCCAUAAACACACGUGUUCUCCAGACAAUCUCCUGCGAGCAUGUUUGUUGCGUUCGUGCGCCUAAAAAUACAGUGAUAAUCAGUAUUUCUCACAAGUAAAAUCCUAAAAAUUGAUUAAAAAUGAUAUAAUAAUAAUAAUGAUAAUGAUAAAAAUAAAACUUUUUUUUAUAUAGCACUUUCAAAAUCAGUGUUACUUUAAAACGAGGAAAAAAUUAAUCUUUCUUCAUCUAAAAGUGUAUUUUUAUGCUAAUAGAUAAACAUGCGUUGACGUUUAACAAAGUUUUUUUUUGAUAAUUCUGAAUUAUUUGUUAUUUUUUAAAUUGACAUAACUGUCCUGAAUUAAUAUAUUUGCAAAAUAACCCUAAACGCUUCGUUUAAUACUAUUUUUUCAAGAGAACUUGAAGGUUAUUGUCUCAAACCCACUGAGGUUCAAGGAAAGACAACUAAAGCAGAAAACAUCAAACAUCUGGAAGCUUUUUAUAGUCAACUUUGUUUAAAAAAAAUACAUAGUGUAUUAGAGGAGGGGAGGAGGAAAUGUAACAGAUCCCUAUAAUGUAAAAUGAAUUCUGUCAAUAAACUACUGAUUUAAAGCCG